This is a messenger RNA of Scomber scombrus (Atlantic mackerel), 6555 nucleotides long. Its product is annotated as unconventional myosin-Ic-like. Gene Ontology annotation, molecular function: ATP binding; actin filament binding; microfilament motor activity. Gene Ontology annotation, biological process: actin filament organization; vesicle transport along actin filament. Lineage: Eukaryota; Metazoa; Chordata; Actinopteri; Scombriformes; Scombridae. The coding region runs from base 271 to 3465 and encodes 1064 amino acids. The transcript has 33 exons. The record is from RefSeq and is a predicted model, not a curated record. Gene Ontology annotation, cellular component: actin cytoskeleton; cytoplasm; plasma membrane.
CUCAGUGUGACUCCGCUCUGCGGCAGGUAACACCCCAACUUCAAAUCUCCGCGCAGACGCUCAAACGCUGAAUCAUUCGUCAGGAACCUCUUGGGAUGAUCUUCUGGGCACAUUCUCUCUCUGCUUGACCUAAGGAGUUUGGCAACAUUCCUGAGGGAGACUUUUUUCCACUGACACUCCCAACAAAGUAGAAGAGGAAUACACAGCAAAAAGCAGGAGAGAGAAUCACUUUAAGAGAGGGUACGGGAAAAAGAAGAGAGAAGGGGAACGAUGAUGGAACUGAAGAUCCAGCUGAUCCCAACGGGGGAAAUCAUCCUUUCUCCGGGGAAGAAUGGAGAAAGCUGCUGCCACAACUGCAAGGUGGUGGCUAGUGACGGGGUGCGGGCUAUGAUGGAGUCAGCCCUGACAGCCAGAGACCGGGUGGGCGUGCAGGACUUUGUCCUGCUGGAGAACUUCACCAGCGAGGCCUCGUUCAUAGAGAACCUGCGCAAACGCUUCAAAGAGAACCUCAUCUAUACGUACAUUGGUUCAGUGCUGGUGUCAGUUAACCCUUACAAAGACCUGGAGAUCUACACCAAGAACCACAUGGAGCGGUACCGCGGGGUCAACUUCUACGAGGUCUCGCCACACAUCUACGCGGUGGCAGAUAACUCUUACCGCUCCAUGAGGACAGAGAGGAAGGACCAGUGCAUCCUGAUCUCCGGCGAGAGCGGUGCCGGGAAGACUGAGGCGUCCAAGAAGAUCCUGCAGUAUUACGCCGUCACCUGUCCGGCCAGUGACCAGGUGCAGACCGUCAAAGACCGCCUGCUACAAUCCAACCCCGUGCUGGAGGCGUUCGGCAAUGCCAAGACGUUGCGUAACGACAACUCGAGUCGCUUUGGCAAGUACAUGGACAUUCAGUUUGACUUCAAGGGCGCCCCGGUUGGAGGCCACAUCAUCAACUACCUGCUGGAGAAGUCCCGGGUGGUCCACCAGAACCACGGGGAGAGGAACUUCCACAUUUUCUAUCAGCUGAUCGAGGGAGGGGAAGAAGACCUGCUAAGACGCCUGGGCUUAGAGAGGAAUCCUCAGCAGUACCAGUAUCUGGUUAAAGGUAACUGUCCCAAAGUGAGCUCCAUCAAUGACCGCAGUGAGUGGAAGCUGGUGAGGAAAGCCUUGAGCGUGAUUGGCUUCAACGAGGACGACGUGGAGGAGCUGUUGAACAUCAUCGCCAGUGUGCUCCACCUGGGGAACGUGCAGUACGGCGGAGAGGACGGCAUCGCCUGCAUCACUUCUGACACUCAGAUAAAGUACCUGGCCAGGUUGUUAGGAGUGAAUGGGACGGUGCUGACGGAGGCACUCACACACAAGAAGAUAAUUGCCAAGGGGGAGGAGUUGAUGAGCCCUCUCAACCUAGAGCAGGCAUCCUCAGCUCGGGAUGCUUUGUCCAAGGCAGUGUAUGGACGCACCUUCACCUGGCUGGUUAACAAGAUUAAUGCUUCACUGGCAUACAAGGACGACUCGUACAAGAAUUCCUCAGUCAUCGGCCUGCUGGAUAUCUAUGGCUUUGAGGUCUUCCAGAACAACAGCUUUGAGCAGUUCUGUAUCAACUACUGUAACGAGAAGCUGCAGCAGCUCUUCAUUGAGCUCACCCUCAAGUCGGAGCAGGACGAGUACGAGGCCGAAGGCAUCACGUGGGAGCCGGUACAGUACUUCAACAACAAGAUCAUCUGUGACCUGGUGGAGGAGAAGUUCAAAGGCAUCAUCUCUAUCCUGGAUGAGGAGUGUCUGAGACCUGGAGACGCCAGUGACAUCACCUUCCUGGAGAAGCUGGAAGGCACAGUGGGAGGACACCCACACUUUGUGACUCACAAGCUGGCCGAUGGAAAGACCCGAAAAGUAAUGGGCCGUGAUGAAUUCCGACUGCUGCAUUACGCUGGGGAGGUCAACUACAAUGUCAACGGAUUUUUGGACAAGAACAAUGACCUACUCUUCAGGAACUUAAAAGAGGUUAUGUGUAUGUCAGAGAACAAGAUCCUCAACCAGUGCUUUGACAGGGAGGAGCUGAGCGACAAGAAACGUCCUGACACGGCAGCAACCCAGUUCAAAGCCAGUCUGGCGAAACUCAUGGAGAUCCUCAUGUCGAAGGAGCCAUCGUACGUCCGCUGCAUCAAGCCCAAUGACUCCAAGCAAGCAGGUCGAUUUGACGAGGUGUUGAUCCGUCACCAGGUCAAGUACCUGGGACUGAUGGAGAAUCUGAGGGUGAGGAGAGCCGGCUUUGCUUACAGACGGCGCUACGAGGUCUUCCUACAGAGGUAUAAGUCCCUGUGUCCAGACACAUGGCCUAACUGGGAGGGGAAGCUUUCCGAUGGAGUGGCCACACUGGUCAAACACCUGGGAUACAAGCCUGAGGAGUACAAACUGGGCAGAUCCAAAAUUUUCAUCCGCUUCCCGAAGACCUUGUUUGCUACAGAAGAUGCACUUGAGACCAGGAAACACAGUCUUGCCACCAAGCUGCAGGCAGGAUGGAAAGGCUACAGUCAGAAGUCCAAAUACCAAAAACUCAGAACCUCAGCUAUUGCCAUCCAGGCGUGGUGGAGGGGGAUCCUGGCGAGGAGGAGGGCUCAGCGCAGGCGAGAGGCCGCUAAUACCAUCCGCAGGUUCAUCAAGGGCUUCAUCUACCGCCACAAGGAGCGCUGUCCGGAGAACGAGUAUUUCCUGGAUUACGUGCGCUACUCUUUCCUCAUGACGCUGCGCAGGAACCUGCCCAAGAACGUCCUGGACAAGACCUGGCCCACUCCACCGGCAGCUCUUACCGAGGCGUCCGAGCAUUUGCGUAAGCUGUGCAUGCAGAACAUGGUGUGGAGCUACUGCAAGAAGAUCAGCCCUGAAUGGAAACACCAGAUGGAGCAGAAGAUGAUUGCCAGUGAGAUCUUUAAGGACAAGAAGGACAACUACCCGCAGAGUGUCCCCAAACUGUUUGUCAGCACAAGACUCGAUGGUGAGAACAUUAAUCCCAAGGUGCUGCAGGCUCUGGGCAGCGAGAAGAUGAAGUAUGCAGUGCCGGUCACCAAAUACGACAGGAAGGGCUACAAGGCUCGGCCACGCCAGCUACUGCUCACCGCCAACAGUGCUGUUAUUGUAGAGGAGGCCAAACUCAAGCAGCGCAUCGACUAUGGAGCUCUAAAAGGCAUCUCGGUCAGCUCUCUCAGCGAUGGCUUGUUUGUUCUGCACGUGCCCAGUGACGACAACAAACAGAAGGGCGACGUGGUUCUGCAGAGCGACCAUGUGAUCGAGACCUUGACCAAGAUUGCCAUCUGUGCCGACAAAAUACACAGCAUCAACAUCAACCAGGGCAGUAUAAAGUUUACAGUGGGUCAGGGGAAAGAGGGGAUCAUAGACUUCACACCUGGAUCAGAACUACUGGUGGCCAAGUCUAAGAAUGGACACUUGUCUGUGACGGCUCCCAGACUGAACUCCAGAUGAUGGCCAGUCUGACCACACAAACACAAACACACACACACACACACACACCAGGACCCAAGUACUCCUGACCACCCUCCAAUCACACGACCGCAGACGCCACUCUGCCUAAGCCAAUCAGACGCCAGCUUGUCACCGCACCGGUGGCACGUGCUUCCAAUUAAAAAGAAAAUAAAAGUCCAGCAAAACUAAUUGAUAUAUUUAUGUUUAUAUAUUAUAUUUUUUGGGAUUAAUACUUAUUGCUGUUUGAAUAUUGUGAUUUUAUAUAUGAGGCCAAGGAAUAACAGAUAUUCAGGUGCAUUUUUUUCUUGCACCGUGUGUGUUUAUUGUGCUUUAUUUGGGAACAUGACCAAGAAAACAAUGAGGGAAGCUUCAGAAUAAGAGACGAUAAUGAGAAGAAGGGGGGAUGUUGUUGAUGAAAUGAAAUCAGGGUUAGCUGUUGCCUGUUGCCUCUUUUUUUCCUGUUUACUUCAUCUUUUUUGAUUUAUAGGCUUGACCGUCUUCCUGCUUUUCUAACUGGGGCGGAUGGCUUGUUGUUGAAGGUGUGUAGAAUAAGGCUGACGGUAUGUAGGCUCGCUGUUGAGGGGUUCAGGGAUGAGAAAGAACAACUCUUCAUGCUUAGGCACGAGAAUCUAAUAGAUCUUGAUGGUUAAGAGACCUGGUAAUAAUAUAGUGUCGUACUGUGGCUCACCAAAAUAGUUGGAUGUACUACUGAAUAUAUUUUCAUGUAUCUGUAUAUGUAGACUGAAUAUGAAGGGAGUUUAUCACGAGGGAAUCACUACGUUAGAGAAACAGCAUGCACUGUAAAUGCUGCAAAAAGUGAACAAAGUAUGUGUGAAGUGGCUGAGGAAAAGGCAACAAAAAGGUAAAAAGAAAGACGAGAGAACGUGGCCGUCAUUUGCCUCGUUGCCAGGUGCUUGUGCCUUUCUCCUCGAUUAAUCCUGACUAUUCUUAACGAGGGAGUUGAAGAGCUUUAUAUCAAUGUAAGAAAACCAUGACACUCAACUAGACUGAGUCGAGUUAAGUGUAGAUAGAAACCCGUCGUUCUCUAACUGAAUGUGGCUCCAGCACCAUGACAUGCUGCGACUCGCUCCAAGGCCCCAGCAUCGCUCUCUAUAGCUGGCUACAUUUCUUCUUUUCUUCCUCCUCCACUCUUUUUGCUUUGCUUCUCCAGCCUCCCCCAUGACCUGCCUGUUAUCUGUCCUACGACUGAACUGGUCUGAUAGCUGCCCCCUGACCAGGGUUCAACCAAUGUAUUUGUGGAGAUCAUACAAUAAAUAGAUCUAUUCUUACACCUGUAUGCCUUUUCAAACUGCAUUUAGACAAAAAUGUGACUAGAACUCAACUCAAAAUUUAAAGCCAUAUAAUUGAAAUUUCUUUUGAUGGAUUAAUUUAGAUUUGAGUUGAGUUAAAAUGAAUAUGAAGGCGAAAAGUCUAGCUCUGUUUAAGAAUAACAAAAUCUGCCUACUAGUACCUCUAAGGCUCUCUUACAAUAUGUCAUUUCUUUUUUUUCUUUUUUAAAAAUCCAUACAAAAACUAAAGUGUAAAAAUGACAAUAUGUGGUUUCACUGGGCUGGGCCAGACUGAUUCUUAUGAAGCUACAGUCUGAGACUGUUAGCUUAACUUAAAGUUUAGAAAAAAGGUGUAAUAGCUGGCUUAGCUCUGUUUCUAAAGGUAACACAGUCUACCUGCUAGCACCUCUAAAGCUCUAUAAUCAUGUGUAAUUUUAUUUAUAAUAUGUACAAAAACUGAAUGCUUAUGACAAAAUGUGGUUUCUCUGGACUGGGCCAGACUAUUUCUUGGCUGUUAGCUGUGGUUAGAUCCUGUAAAACUACAAUUGUCAUCUUUACACUUUUUGUUGGAAUCAAACAAACCAGAUAUAAUAUGUUAAUUAGUGAGUUUUAGUGAGGUGUUGUCAGGUGGAUAUUUUUACAUUUGGACAGAGCCAGGCUAGCUGUUUCUCCAUGUUUCCGGUUAGCUUUAGCUAAGAUAGCCGGCUGCUUACAUAAGCUUCAUAUUUAUUAACAGACAGAAAUGAGAGUGGUAUCAAUCUUCUCAGUUAACUUUCAGAAAGAAAGUGAAUAAAUAAAGUUCCCAAAAUGUCAAAGUACCCAUAUUGUCAGGUUAUAAUCAUUAUGAAACAGCGAUUAAACCUUUACAUGACUCCAUUAAAACUCAUGACAUGAGUAAAAUAUUCAUGCGUCCUUUUCAAGGUGUCACACCAGUUCAGGUUUAGAGCCUCUUUCAGAGCAGCUGUAAAAUAAAAAAAAUAUCUUUAUAACCUUCAUAACUCUUGACUUUUGCCCCCAAACUCUCUUCCAAGCCUACAGUUGAGAGACCAAAGACUGAUGGUGAGAAAGUUGUGUUAUUGAAAACUCUAACAGAGUAGGCUAACAUUUUGAGAGGAACUCCAAAAUGUUUCGAGAAUUUUUUUUUAUUUUAAUCUUUUUCUUUUCUCCAGACCUUGCUCAAUGACAGAACUUUUUCUCCCUCUAUGGCUCUAAGGCGAGGCGGGUGCAAUAUGCCAAGGCAGGACUGUGCUACUGCCCUUAUUAGCCAAAGACCCUGUUGAUUUCUAGUGAUUCUGUGUUGUAUGAUUUAUAUAUUAUUAUUAUGUCAGUCCUGAAUGUUCUGUUUUGUUUUGUUUUUCCAGGAGGGAGAUGUAAAUGUACAGUUUGUUCUCUGUUAUAAAUGAGAGAUUCAAGCCAAGUGAGGUUUGAUGAUGUUAAACAUUUGGGGGAGAAGCAGCUUUUAGUAUUGUUUGCUAACUUGUUAAUGUGCCUUGUUGGAUAGCAAUACAACAGAUUAAUGUGGGAUUGUAUGAGAAAUACCUCCUUGAGUCUAGUCAUUGACAUUUGACAACCGGUGUUUGGCCGUUUCUAAAAGUUUCCCACCUAAAGGUUUCCUCUCUCCGUGUGUAUAAGCUUUAUUCAAACCAAAUUCCUAAGUUUGUCUGUUGAUUUACAGAUGCACUCCUGUUAUUAGUCCUGACUUACUGUAUGCACCAAACCAAUGUAUAAUUAUGCCAACACACUAAAAAAUAAGAUACUAAAGAUUUGCUAAAUAAAUUUGAAACGUACAGUAAAAACCAAA